Messenger RNA from Fusarium redolens, 855 nucleotides. RefSeq lists its product as uncharacterized. NCBI's taxonomy places the organism in Eukaryota, Fungi, Ascomycota, Sordariomycetes, Hypocreales, Nectriaceae. The transcript has 3 exons. The record is from RefSeq and is a predicted model, not a curated record. The coding region runs from base 1 to 855 and encodes 284 amino acids.
AUGGCUGAAUUUGUUUUCGAAAAUGAGGACUUGACUGCCCUCAAGGGUAAUGUUAUCGUCGUCACAGGCGGUUCAUCUGGUAUAGGAUUGGCUACCGUGGAGCUACUUCUGUCAAUCGGAGCCUCGGUAGUCAACGGUGAUGUCCAGGCUCCAAAAAAGGAAAUGGCAGGCGCAUAUGAGUUCAUCAAGACAGAUGUAACUAAAUGGGAAGAGUUACUUGUGCUGUUUAAUAAGGCGAAGGAGACAUAUGGCCGCAUCGAUCAUGUUUUUGCCAACGCCGGCAUUGGCCCACGCGCCGAUUACUUGUCUACUCAACUUGACCAAGCUGGCAAUCUAAUGGAACCAUCGAGCCAGAAUCUCGACAUUAACCUCAAGGGUGUCAUCAACACGUCAACUCUCGCGAUUCACCAUCUGCGACAGCAAGCUGAGGGAGGAAGCAUUGUUAUCACGGGAUCCGCGACCAGUCUCCAGCGUUUUCGGGCCGUUGACUAUGCUACUGCCAAACAUGGAGUGCUCGGUUUUGGGCGAGGACUUGUCCCGUUGCUUAAAGCCGCUCGACUUCCGAUCCGGGUCAACACCUUGGCACCCAGCUGGACGGAUAGCAACGUUGUCCCAUCCUUGAAGAGCUUGCUGAACAGCAUAAACGUCGACGUACAACCUGCCUCUGUAGUAGCUCGUUGUGCUGCUUACCUCAUGGCUAACACCGCCAUGAACGGACAAGUCGUCCAUGUGCAGCGUGGUAAGUAUGCUGAAGUUGAUACGGCUGUUUUGAUUCCUGCGUACGGAAAGAUCAAAGGCGAUGACUACCCGAGCGAGGAUGAAGUCUUCGAGCGACUUGCAGCAGCUGCAGCGUAG